Molecule: messenger RNA, 973 nt
Organism: Vitis riparia (riverbank grape)
Lineage: Eukaryota; Viridiplantae; Streptophyta; Magnoliopsida; Vitales; Vitaceae
Product: NADPH-dependent aldehyde reductase-like protein, chloroplastic
Exons: 1
Coding region: 39-815 (258 amino acids)
Source: RefSeq, a predicted model, not a curated record
CCUUACUCCCAACCCUUUCCACCAUCCAAAAGUCAAAUAUGGCGACUCCUCUCCCCCUCCAAGACCGAAUCGCAAUCGUCACCGGCGCUUCCCGGGGCAUUGGUCGGGCCACCGCGCUCCACCUUGCCUCGCUCGGCGCAAAACUUGUCAUCAACUAUACAUCCAACAAGGCCCAAGCGGAACUCGUAGCAGCCGAAAUCAACUCCUCCUCUUCUCAUUCCUCGCCACGAGCCAUCAUUUGCCAGGCCGACGUCUCGGAUCCGACCCAGGUGAAGUCCCUCUUCGAAACGGCAGAACAGAUCUUCAACUCGCCACCCCACAUCCUGGUCAACUCAGCUGGAGUCCUGGACGCCAAGUAUCCCACCAUAGCCAACACUUCCUUAGAGGACUUUGAUAAGAUUUUCAGCAUCAACAGCCGAGGAGCUUUCCUGUGCUGUAGGGAGGCUGCCAACCGGAUAAAGCGCGGGGGCGCCGGUCGUAUUAUACUGAUGUCCACAUCUUUGGUUGGGUCACUGAAGCCGGGUUUUGGGGCCUACGCUGCAUCAAAGGCUGCUGUGGAAACAAUGGCAAAGAUAAUGGCGAAGGAGCUCAAGGGGACAGGGAUAACAGUAAACUGCGUGGCACCGGGUCCUAUAGCCACAGACAUGUUCUUUUCAGGGAAAAGCGAAGAGGAUGUGAAGAAGGCGAUUGAGGACAGCCCACUGAGUCGACUGGGAGAGACCAAGGACGUGGCUAGUGUUGUUGGCUUCUUAGCAAGUGAUGGUGGUGAAUGGGUUAAUGGGCAGGUCGUUCGGGUUAACGGCGGAUAUGUGUGACCCAUUCCUUGUAUUUCUCUGUAGUAGCAUGCCGCCAGUUGGAUGGCAAUGAUGAUUGAAAAAUAAAGAGUCUGCGUUCUCAUAGAAUUGUAAGACAAUAUACAAAAUAUUAUCAUUUUGUGAAGGAAGAAAUCAGAAAGUUGCAGUUGUGUUUCAAA